AGCAGAAGCCAUUUUAUUUCCGUUCCUCUUCCGGCGAGGUCUUGGCCCGUGGCCGCGGCCGCGGGUGAAUGUGGAUUUCUGCCCAGGGGUUAGAAUGCCAGUAGCUGGGAGGCAGCCGCAAGGGCUCCGGCAGUGUGGACAGCGCGGCAUUCCUGGUCCCCAGAGCUGGCAGCCGCAGCAGGAGUGACGGGCGCUUCCUGGUGGGAGUUUCCCUUCCUGGCUUCGUGAAAAAUUCCCAGCAAGAGCGGUGGGGCAGUGGGGACCCCAGCAGCCUCCGCGAGAGAGCCCGCGCUGGCUCUGGAUGGCGCCGGUUCUGGGUUUUUUCCCGGUCAUUAGGGUGAUAGUGGCCUCCUGCGGUUACUAAGCUCAGGAGGGAGAAUCCAGUCCAUUUUGGAUGUAUGUGGAAGGCAUUAUUCUGACAAUCAUUAAAAUGGAAGACAUGGGCUCAUUUCAAAGUUAUGCAGAGGAAACACUGGAGUUGGGAUUGAUUGCUCCUGAAUCCUAUGCAGCAGUUGCAGGAUGCAGAUCUUCAUGGGCUGCUGUGAAAAUGUCUCCAAGAUAAGCUGCCAAGUGAACGGAGAGCAUCUUAACAUUUGUGUACCACUCCCAGCCUCAUCCAUGCAAUGAAGCAUUCAUAUACCAGGGCCUUCAAAAAAUUCAUGCAAACGCAGGCUAACUUUGUGGAAAGAAAACCCAGUAAAUUGUCAGAACCGAUACAAGCUAAAAACACAGGGCUCCCAAAACUCCAAAUCUGGAAGGGCCGAAACGACAGCCGCUGCUCACGCAGGAGAGCACCGGUCAUUCUGAGAGACCGACUCAUCCCUGGAAUCAGUGCCACGAACCGGCGGUUACUGCUGGGGAUGUGCCAUAUUGCUCACGUGUUUGAGGAGGCCGCCACUGUGAGGUCCAUCAGAUGAUUGGGAACUACAUGUGGGACCCCAGCACCAACAAGUCAUUUGACAUUGGAGUCAACAGAGACAGCCUGAUGCCCCUCUGGUGGAAUGGCUCGGAACCUCUGUGGGUCACCCUGACCAAAGCCAAAAGGAAGGUCUACAUGUACUACUGGCCAGGCUGUGAGGUUGAGAUUCUGGGUGUCAGACCUACUUACUGCCUAGAAUAUAAGAAUGUCCCAACAGAUAUCAACUUUGCCAAUGCAGUCAGUGAUGCUCUUGACUCAUUCAAGAGCGGGCGGGCCGACCUGGCGGCCAUCUACCACGAGCGCAUUGAUGUGGAAGGCCACCACUAUGGCCCUUCCUCCGCUCAGAGGAAAGACGCACUCAAGGCUGUGGACACCGUCCUGAAGUACAUGACCCAGUGGAUGCAGGAGCGGGACCUGCAGGAUGACCUGAACGUCAUCAUCUUCUCGGACCACGGCAUGACAGACAUCUUCUGGAUGGACAAAGUGAUCGAGCUGAAUCAGUACAUCAGCCUGGGUGACCUGCAGCAAGUGAAGGACCGCGGCCCCGUCGUGAGCCUGUGGCCCGCCCCUGGGAAGCACUCUGAGGUGUAUAACAAACUGAGCCGAGUGGAACACAUGACCGUGUACGAGAAGGAAGCCAUACCAAGCAGGUUCUAUUACAAAAAAGGGAGAUUCGUCUCUCCCUUGACCUUGGUGGCCGAUGAAGGGUGGUUCAUAACCGAGAGUCGAGAGAUGCUUCCGUUUUGGAUGAACAGCACGGGCAAGAGGGAAGGUUGGCAGCGUGGAUGGCACGGCUACGACAAUGAGCUCAUGGACAUGAGAGGCAUCUUCCUGGCCUUUGGACCUGACUUCAAAUCCAACUUCCGAGCCGCACCAAUCAGAUCGGUGGAUGUCUACAACGUCAUGUGCAAUGUGGCGGGCAUCACCCCGCUGCCCAAUAAUGGGUCCUGGUCCAGGGUGGUGUGCAUGCUGAAGGGCCAGGCCGGCUCAGCCUCGGCUGUCCAGCUGAGCAGCUCUGCACUGGCCUUGAUGCUCCUCUUACUGUUCGCAUCUUAACUGUUCACGUUGCUGGUCCCAACACUGCCAACAAGUGUGUCUCCAAUGUGGAAUGAUGUUCAUGUGAAUAAUUGCUUCAUUAACACAAUCAAGGCUAUAUAAGUAUAUUAUUCUUGGAUGAUUCUACACAUAGAAGUCCCUACUUCUUAAAGGCAGAUCCAACCAUUGUUUUCCUGAAGGUAGGAAAAGCAGAGUUCUUCAUGUAUUCAGUUAAAUGAGGAAUCUUCCAAAAGUUUAUGGAAAAUGUGUGCUAUGAAAAACCACGCAUGGAUUUCAAAAUGGUUUCCGCCAAAAUAAAUUUGUCUUGUACUUCCA
Molecule: messenger RNA, 2290 nt
Organism: Lepus europaeus (European hare)
Lineage: Eukaryota; Metazoa; Chordata; Mammalia; Lagomorpha; Leporidae
Gene: ENPP6
Product: ectonucleotide pyrophosphatase/phosphodiesterase 6
Exons: 13
Coding region: 914-1975 (353 amino acids)
Source: RefSeq, a predicted model, not a curated record